AUGAAUGCUGCUUCCCUUGAUAUUUUGGGUGCUGCUUCUGCAAUCGCAGCUCAUGCCGAUGGUAGCACGAGAUCUCGACAGGCAUAUCCAGGAAGGUUAUUUUUGGGAGGGUACAGGAAUACUAAUCCAUCACGAGGUGAUGACACCACUGUUGAAAGGUCUUGCAGUUUUGAUGCGAUUGGGAAUGAAAGAGAAACAGUUGCUGCUGAUGUUUUAGCAGGUAUAUGUGGCUCGCUGUCAUCUGAGGCUGUGAGUUCUUGCAUCACUAGUUCUAUUGAUCCUGGUGAGGGUUACCGAGAAUGGAAGUGCCAGAAAGUGGAUUCGCUAGCGAGGCGACCUUUGACGCCUGAUGUUAUGCAGAAUGUUGAUGAUGAGACUUGCUCAGAGGAAAGUUGUGGAGAAAUGGAUCCUUCUGACUGGACAGAUGCAGAGAAGUCUAGCUUUAUACAGGCAGUGUCAUCCUAUGGCAAGGAUUUUGCUAUGAUCUCACGAUGUGUUCGAACAAGGUCCCAACAUCAAUGCAAGGUUUUCUUUAGUAAAGCUCGAAAGUGCCUUGGGCUUGAUUUGGUACAUCCUGUGGCUGGAAAUGGAACAUCUGUUGGUGACGAUGUUAAUGGAGGUGGGAGUGAUACUGAAGAUGCCUGUGUUCUGGAAACUGGUUCAGGUAUUUCCAGUGAUAAGUCAGGGUGUAGAAUGAAUGAGGACAUGCCGUUGUCUGUCAUUAACAUGGAUGAUGAAUCUGAUCCUGCAGAGACCAUGAAUUUGCAAACAGGUCCACUUAGAUCAGAGGAAAACAAUGUAAUGGGACAAUUAGAUCAUGAAGGUGGUCAGACACUCAAAUCUCUGGCGUCUGAUGCAUUAGAGGCGGAGGAUAGGCCUAAUCUAGUUUUGGACGAUGCCGAUUGUGUAAGAGAUGCCCAGAAAAGUCGAGUAUUCUCUGCAGAUGCUCUGAAAGAUGAUGUGGCUGAAAAGGGAAUAUUAAUUGCAGAAUCAGAACCUGUUGGUGGGGGAAUCAACUUUGACCCACCUAAUCCUGACAUGGAUGGGGAAAAAUUGAUGGGUGAACUUUCUUCUGAUGGCAAUACAGAUACAAGCAGAUGCAGCCUACCAGGUUCAGUACACGAUUCUAAUUCAAGUGGCAAUGCUUCUGCCCUGGCUGGUGGUGGUUCUUGUUCAGGUUUCAGUCUUGACCCCGAGUGCUUGCCUCAAGUUUCUGUGGGGCUGAAUUCUAUGCAAAAGCCUUCUGUCAUCUCAAUGCUACAUGAGAAUCGUCAUGCUCCUGCAGAUUCUGUGUCACAAGAUUCUGCUAAAAUUGAAUGCGAGAAAGCCUUUAACCAAGAUAGGUUGUCGUCAACCCUGGAUCUACAGGAGGGUAGAGAGCCUAAAUCUGUUGGGAUAGAUGAGUGUCACCAGCACUUACCCGGUCUUCCAAUAUAUACAAAUGUUGAAUCCUCCCAGGUUCUCAAGGGCUAUCCAUUGCAAAUGGCAACCAAGAAAGAUACUAAUGGGGAUGUAACGUCCGGUAAUUUAUCUGAAGUUCAAAACUUUUCAAAGCCAGACAGGAAGAUCAAUGGUCAUUAUAUGACGAAAGAUGGCUUUCUUCAAUUUGGUAACUGUAAGCCGCAAUGUUCAGAGGUUGAUUUUCCCCUUGCUCCCCAAAAGGUAGAACAACCAGUUGGCCCUCCAAAAGCCCAUUCAUGGAGUUCGUCAGAUUCAGAUAAACCAAGCAAGAAUGGUGAUGUGAAACUGUUUGGCAAAAUACUCAGCAAUCCAUCAUCCCUGUCCAAGUCAAGUUCCAACAUCCAUGGGAAUGAAGAAAAGGGAGCUCACAACCAUAAGUUAAGCAACAUGUCAUCUAACCUAAAAUUCACUGGGCAUCACAAUGCUGAUGGAAAUUCUUCUCUCCUGAAGUUUGAUUGUAAUAGUUAUCUGGGGAUUGAGAAGGUUCCCAGGAGGAGUUUUGGUUUUUGGGAAGGGAAUAAAGUGCAUUCUGGUUAUCCGUCUUUUUCUGAUUCAGCUAUCUUGCUGGCCAAGUACCCUGCAGCAUUUGGCAACUUUCCUACUACCUCUUCCAAAAUGGAACAGCAGCCAUUGCAGGCGGUUGUCAAGAACAAUGAUCGGAAUAUUAAUGGUGUAUCAGUUUUUCCUUCCAGGGAAAUUAGUGGCAGCAAUGGAGUUGUGGAUUACCCGGUUUUCAGUAGGAGUCGGGAUGGUGCUAAAGUGCCCCCAUUUACAGUAGAUGUGAAGCAGCAGCAGCGGCCAGAUGUAUUUGAUAUGCCAAGGCGAAAUGGGUUUGAUACAAUUUCGAGUUUACAGCAGCAAGGAAGGGGGAUUGUUGGGAUGAACGUAGUAGGGAGGGGAGGGAUCCUUGUAGGGGGUCCAUGUACUGGUGUUUCAGAUCCCGUUGCUGCCAUAAGAAUGCAUUAUGCAAAAACUGAACAGUAUGGGGGUCAGCCGGGGAGCAUGAUUAGAGAGGAAGAGUCCUGGAGAGGAGGUAAGGGUGAUGUAGGAAGGUAG
Prunus armeniaca (apricot) is the source of this 2517-nucleotide messenger RNA. NCBI's taxonomy places the organism in Eukaryota, Viridiplantae, Streptophyta, Magnoliopsida, Rosales, Rosaceae. The record is from the annotation of a GenBank genome assembly.